Molecule: messenger RNA, 896 nt
Organism: Esox lucius (northern pike)
Lineage: Eukaryota; Metazoa; Chordata; Actinopteri; Esociformes; Esocidae
Gene: mrpl47
Product: mitochondrial ribosomal protein L47
Biological process (GO): mitochondrial translation
Cellular component (GO): mitochondrial large ribosomal subunit; mitochondrial ribosome
Molecular function (GO): structural constituent of ribosome
Source: RefSeq, marked provisional
ACAUCAAAGAUGGCUGCGACCUCAGCAGGACGUGUUUUGACUCUUUGCAGACAAUUUCAAAACGCUUGUAGGAUAUCUACGACGUUAUCAGCUCAACAGUCUACUGUCACUUUGACAAAAGGUCGGUCUUAUCCUCACAGGUUACCAUCUACGCUUCUAAGUUCAAGUUGGAGUUGUAAUUUGGACCUUGCGGUUCAGUGUCGGCCUCUGCAUACCACCAUCAGCCGAAGAGGACUUGAGGAGUUUUUCGACAUACCUGAAAACUGGGGGGAGGCAACAGUAAAGUCAGGGGCACCAUGGACUGCCAAGCAACUAAGGACAAAAAGUAAUGAAGACUUGCACAAGCUCUGGUAUGUUCUGCUGAAAGAGAAGAACAUGCUCCUUACCAUUGAGCAGGAGUCUAAAAGGCAGGGACAACAAAUGCCAAGUCCAGAGCGAUUAAAAAAGAUCGACAGGUCUAUAAGGAGGCUGGACACCGUGGUGAAGGAGAGGGAAAAUGCCCUCCGUCUACUUCAGACAGGCCAGGAGAGAGCGAGGCCCGGAGACUGGAGGAAGGACGUCUUCGGACGGAUCUACUGGUAUCGGUUUAGAGAGCAUGCUCUUCCCUGGUACAUGAACCGGAGAUACAAACGAAAACGGUUCUACACACCAGCAUUUGUUGCCCCCCACCUAAGACUUCGUCUAGAGAAAUACCUCCGUGCUAAGACCAGAAAGCAGAAAAAAGAGAGUGAAAACCAAGCUGUGCUCAAGGAGAAGUUUCCCCAAAUGCAGGCCAAGUCUCAAUGAGAGCUUUAAUGAGGAAUCAUCAUUUUCCUCACUUACGCCAUUAACAUUGGAGCUUGUGACUGUAUUGAAAUAAAUUUACAUCAGGUUUUGUAUAAACAACUGCCUGUCAU